Magallana angulata is the source of this 5471-nucleotide messenger RNA. RefSeq lists its product as uncharacterized. The transcript has 33 exons. Gene Ontology annotation, biological process: intracellular signal transduction. The coding region runs from base 1 to 4920 and encodes 1639 amino acids. The record is from RefSeq and is a predicted model, not a curated record. Gene Ontology annotation, molecular function: calcium ion binding; protein binding. NCBI's taxonomy places the organism in Eukaryota, Metazoa, Mollusca, Bivalvia, Ostreida, Ostreidae.
AUGGAAGGUCUUUUGAUCAACAGUGAUUGUAAAAGUACUGUCAUCUUCAUCAUCAAUCCCAAUCACGGCUCCCUGUGGAAUGAUUCAACAACAGAGAGAACAAUUAUGGCCCAAGCUGGCACCACAGACAAUCCCAUUACGGGACCUUACAGAGCAACAAAGCUGUGGAACGAGGUUAUAUGCGCAUUUCGGCAAGGAGUACCGGCGACCCGCCAUCGGAGGUAUAUGAAGACAUACGAUAACUGUUUCACAGCGGCUGAGGCAGUGGACUGGUUGCACGCUUAUCUCAGAUCCAACUGUAAUUUUGCAUCAGAAGUCACAAGGAAUCAGACGUUGCAGCUUCUUCAAAAACUUCACCGUGCUCGAGUUAUAGAAGAUGUGAGAGGAGUAAAACACAACCAUCAAGAUGUCUGUGACAAUGGGAGACUACUCAGAUGCAAAAUUCCUUCCCCUGUGAAGACCCUGCGUACCCCUCUUAGGAACAGAAAUGACAUCAUCAAUACAAACUCGGGACAACCAGCGGGGCCAAUUAAGUUAGAUCUUGAUCUUCAGUUUGAGCCCAGACCAGAUAUUCCAGAAUGCCACAUCGUAGCCAAGGAACUGUCCUCUGCUGACACUGAAAACAUGUGGAAAAACGUGGCCCUGGACAAAUUACAGCAGGUGUUACACAUGGAGAACCUGGCGGACAUAUUGGACAGCAGUCUGGUGGUGGGGCGGAACAUCCUCCACAACUGUGUAUAUGUCAACAAGAGUGGCAUCGUCACCAACAUACCCCAAAAAGAUCAGCUACCACACUGGGCCCUGUCUGCCAUGAAGUGUCUAGCUCACUGGCCACAAAAGGUAGACGACCUUCCCAGCUACCCUGGGUUUGAGCGGGACGUGUUCAGGGUGGUGAAGGAGUACUUCUGUGGCCUUGAUGAACCUCUGAUGACCUACGAGAUGUACGAGGUCAUUCUGAAUGUUUUCAUUGUGGCUGAUGGCUCGUAUCAGCUGCUUGCAGCUGGGCCCACAUCUCCUGACGCCAUGACUUCGUUUGAGUCAGUGGAAAAUCUGUUGCUGGAUCUAACAAACACUGGGAGUGGAUCGAUCGGUGGCCCGAACGACCUAGAUCACACGCCCCUCUGUCGCAGGAGAAGCGCCCCCUCCAUAGACCUCUCCCCCAUCCACCCAGUCACUGAUCAGGAGAAAAUCACCAACUAUGAAACAGCUUUUGGUCCUGACAACCGCACAGUGACUCGUGUUUACUACACUAAUGGAGUUGCCAUGGACUACAGCAAAGAGGAGGAAGCAGAAGUGUUUGCUCCGAUUGAAACUCACUUCGAGAGUUCAGAGCCAUUACAAGUGCCAGAGUGUCAGACUUAUCAGGUUAACUUUGCUCAUGUGAGGCCCGUCACUCGCAGAAAAAGUGACAGCAGAAAAAAUGGAGACAAAAAGAGUGAAGCCUAUAGGAGACGGAGUUAUGGCCCCUCGUCUGUAGGGCUUGUGUCGUCGCCAAGCUGUGGAGAGUGCACGGUUCAACAGUCAUCUAGGUCAUACAAUGGCUACAUAUCCAGCCGGUCCUCGUCACAAGGAGAGGAUGGGGUCACCGCAGUCCCCACUAGGUCGGGAUUUCCCAGGUCCAAGUCCAGUGUUUCUCUACAUACAUGUGCUCACCACGACUUCCAAUCUCAGCUUUUGGCAGAAUGCCAGAAAGAGAGACAGAAGCAUCAGAUAUAUGAGAGUUGUGAGUCGUUACCAGGGAGGAGCCUUAGUUUGUCUGACCUAUUGCAAGCUGGGACAGUUCUAAAAUCAAAACUGAAGAAGUGUAACACUGCUACUGAGCUGUGUGAGAUGGACAGUGAGGAGCGGAUCAAGGAUGCCCUACAGCUGGUCUGUCUCCUGCUGCCACCCGCCAAUCGCCGCAAGCUCCACCUACUGUUGAAGCUGAUGGGUCGGAUGUCGGAUAAUCCACAGAUUGAACUGGAUGUUAAUCAGACCACCCGGACCUUAGUGUUGGAGACAUUUGCUUCCUGUAUUCUGAGUUGCCAUGACGACUCAGACCGAGAGGAUCGUCUUGUGAUGCAGAUCGUUUCCUUUCUGAUAGAUCAUUACAACCACAUCCUGUCCGUCCCUGGCGAACUCACGACCGCAGUUCAUGAGCGACUCACUGCUGCCACAAGAACUCAGGUGGUGUUCUCCAAUGAUACAGUGGGUCUGACCUACUGUCAUCAAGUGUCCAAGUCCGAGUACGAGACUCAGCGUCUCAGCAACUCGCAGCGAGCUAUCCGAGAUCUGCUGGAGGAGAUCAUCAAUGACAGAACCAUGUCAUACAAGGACAAGAAAAAGAGACUCAAAAUAUUCCAGAAAACCUAUCCUGAUAUCUAUGCAGAAAGAUUUCCUCCACAUGACUCAAAAUCAACAGAGCCAUUAAAUCAAAAAACAGAACAAUCCAAGCUACAAAAAAACCAGAGGAACUCUCAGUCCAAAUCAGUAAUGUCACAGGAUCCCAAGGCCGCCCUGCCCCCAAAACCCAAACUCAAGCAACCCCUGCUGAUUGCUGGCAGUCAUAUUGGCACAUAUGAAGCUUACUACAAACAGGCCGAUCCUAACAAUACAGGGAGCAUUGGUGCUCUAGAUGCUGCCAGCUUCCUGAAAAAAUCCUCCUUACCAGACACAGUAUUGUCACAGAUAUGGGACCUGUCUGACCCCUCAGGUAAGGGGUACCUGGAGAAGACGGGGUUCUAUGUGGCCCUCAAACUAGUGGCCCUGGCCCAGAACAAUGUUGAGCUCAACAUCUCCAAGCUGACCGAGAUGACGCCCGCCCCUAACCUGGGUCCUGUGGAGAUAAAGUCUGAGUCUCCUACCCCAGCAUCGUCUAAUGUCCCGUGGAUAAUCACAGAUGCAGAGAAGGCGAAAUAUGACCCUGUGUAUAAUGGUCUGAGUCCCAUCAAUAACCGUGUGUCGGGAGACAAGGUCAAACCAAUGCUGAUUAACUCGCAGCUUCCCAUUGAGGUUCUGGGUAAGAUCUGGGAGCUCAGUGACAUUGACAAGGACGGCUUCCUGGACAAGGACGAGUUCUAUGUGUGCAUGCAUUUGGUGUACAAGGCCCUGGAAAAGACCCCCGUGCCCCAGUCACUGCCCCCUCAGCUAGUACCGCCCUCUAAGCGGGGUAAGGGGGCCCCCGUAGUAGGGGGUGUACCUGUGCUACCAACAGUAGCCGCCAGGGAUUCCCCAGUCCAGCGGGCAGACUCUCCAGCUAUGGCCAUCCAGUGGGUUGUGAACCCGGUAGACAAGAUGAAGUUUGACCAGAUGUUCAAGAUCGCGGACACCGACAUGGAUGGCUUUGUGUCGGGGGACGAGAUACGCAGCAUUUUCCUACAGAGUGGUCUCCCCAACACGACCCUGGCUCACAUCUGGACCCUAUGCGACACGAAUGGAGUAGGGAAGAUCAACAAUGAACAGUUUGCCCUUGCAAUGUACCUGGUCCAACAGAAGCUGAAGGGGGUGGAUCCCCCCGCUACCCUCACCCCUGAGAUGAUUCCCCCGUCCAUGCGACCUAAGGGGAGUACGGACACCACACAAUUUGGAGUUACAGAUGGAGUGAAUGCCGGACCGUACGGACACGUCGCCGAUUCCUCGGCCAUUAAAGAGCUCGACAUCAUCUCCAAGGAAAUCGAGGGCAUGAAGAGAGAGAAGUUACAGCUGGAGAGAGAUAGCUCUCAGACUGAGGCAGACAUCAAGAUCUGUAAUGGGGAGGUCACCAUGCUACAGAAGGAGUUGGACGCCAUCACUGCCACACUCCAACAACUGGAGAACCAGAAGGAACAGGCUCAGAAGUGUCUGGAUGAGCUCGACGAAAAGAAAUCGGACCUGGAGAGCAAUGUACGAGAUAUACGGGAGAAAUGUGAGGCGGAGCAGAGGAGCAUUGAGGAGUUAAAGGCUCAGAUAACAAACCGGGAAAUGUCUGUACAGAACCAAGAGAAAGAACUAGAGAAAUUAAGAGUAGAACUAAGUUCCCUGAGGGAGGAAGAAUCCAAGAUGGAACAGCAAGUGGAGGGUGGGAAACAACAGUUGGAACUGCUGAUCAAAUCUCAGAAUGACCUGCAGCUUCAGAUAUCCCAGUCCCGACAAAGAGUACAGCAUUUGAACGACCAGGAGCGAGGCCUGAAGCACAGUAUUGCCAGUUAUAGCAGCAUGAACAGCGAGGUGUCCAACAUCUUCUCCAGUCAGGUCCAGGACGACAUCAGUACCAGGGCCACGUAUGGAAGCCCAGUCAGCACCAUCAGUAACUUCAGUGUCGGCUCCACUCUGGAUGAUUUCAAGGACGACCCCUUCAAGAGUAAGGACGCGUUUGGAGGAGACUCCAGUGGGGGAGGAUCCGAUCCAUUCCAGAACGAGGACCCAUUUAAGGAGGGUGGCGAUCCAUUCAAGUCAUCGUCGUUUGGAAGCGAUCCCUUUGCUUCAGAUGAUCCCUUCAAAUCAUCUGACGCCUUUGAGGGUACAACUAAAUCUGAAAAAGGUGAUCCUUUCGGGAGUGUGGAUCCCUUUGCUUCCUUUGGAGGAACUGAUAACACCAAGCUGGAUGCCUUCGACCCGUUUGGGAAAAGUGGGCCAAGCGGUUCCUCAAAACCCAGUAAACCAGACAGUUUAUUUGGAGGCGACCCAUUUGCACCAAAGUCGCCUUCAAGACCAUCUAUUGGACCAAAAUCUCCAGUUCCUGCCCUGCCCCCAAAACAGAAAAAACAACCCCCUCCCAGACCCGCCCCUCCCAAAAACCGACCCACCCCUAGUCCUAGCCAACAGCUGGGAGAGUUCGACAGUGACCCUUUUGCAGGAAAUGAUCCAUUUGCCAGCUCUGCUACCACAUCCUCAGAUGAUGCUUUUGCCAACUUUGCUGACUUUAGUCCUAGCAAGUUUGAUGAUAAAGGGGCUUGGAGUUGAGGAAUCUACAGAAUAUUAAUCACCAUUGGAUACCCCAAGGGAAGGGACAUAACUCCCUCCAACCAAGGGGAACCAUCACCUUUAGGAUCAGCUGUUCAUGUGUAGAUCUUGUGUCACUCUGUAGAUGUGUUUCACAGUCUCCUUGAAAUAGAGAUUCAUUCAUUCACGGGUACAAUCAACUGAUUUAAUUUAUAUCAAUUAGUGUGGGCGGGAUAACCAAACAUUCCAUAAUGCUCGUACAAUGGUACUCACAGCUUGUAGGGCAAAUCAACUUUAAUUUCAUCUAAAGGCAUCAUGAAGUGCAAUAUUUUAGCGAUUGAAGUGUUGUGACAAGUGUUCUGUUGAUACAGUGAAGUAAGACGUGUUACACGACAAUGUGAGAGUGGAUAGGUGCAGUUUUACACAACUUGUGUUUCCUUACUUUGUGCAAUUUGUAUACAUCUAUUAUAUAACUCUAGAAAUUUUUAGUUCAAUAUAUUUAUGUAUUUGUUUAUUGUAUAUAUAUUAUAUAAAUCAUCUAUGUCAAUAGAUUGUGCCAACAGAACUUUUAA